This is a messenger RNA of Hypanus sabinus (Atlantic stingray), 2124 nucleotides long. Its product is annotated as zinc finger protein 234-like. Lineage: Eukaryota; Metazoa; Chordata; Chondrichthyes; Myliobatiformes; Dasyatidae. Bases 923 to 2107 code for a protein of 394 amino acids. The transcript has 3 exons. The record is from RefSeq and is a predicted model, not a curated record.
AAGUUUGGAACCGGGAACGAGUGGACCCGGUGAGAGACCCGAGACUGGGAGCAGCUCCCCGGGUAAAGGCUGCAACAGUGGCCGGUGUUUUGAAUCCUUCCGAUGGUGGAGGUGAAGAUUCGGGCGGAGAUUCCGUGAGAUGUUUCAGCCACACAGGGUGUGCCCGGUCUUUCCCCGCCGUGGAUCGGGGCCUGUUGUCCGGAGUUUCCUCCCGGUCCUGUCUCCUGCUGCUGGGAUACGGGAGCUGGCCCGCAGCGGCUGCCGAUGGAGCUCCGGAGUGUGAGCGCUCCCCUGUGCAAAAGGACAGGCUGAAGGUCAAGGGAGAACCAGGCGCAAAGAUGCUGCCUGAGGUGCUGAGUUCCUGCAGCGUUUUGUGUGAGUCGCUUUGGAUUUCCAGCAUUUGCAGACUUUCUUCUGUUUGUUCCAGAAAUCGCCGUCCGUGACCAGACGAUCACAUGCGCAUGCGUAAGGGUCGCAGGGGUUUCGCGCGUGCGCACGGUGGACAAAAGGCUCGGUGACUCGGCGGCAGGUUAGAAAUGACAAAAAUUGUGUACGGGAAUUUUAAACAGAACAACAUGUCAGUUUGCUGUCUCUGCCCAGAUAUUUAAGGAGUUACUAGAUAUUUAACAAUGUACCACUGUUGAUCCUUGGAGAUGAAGAAUUUUGUCAUCACAGCUGGAAAAGUGCUUUGUGUCUGAAAUGAAGUUUUCUGUUGUAACUCACUGAAAUCCACUGGAACCGGGAAGCUGAGAACACACCAGCAUUUGUUCACUGGAGAUCAGUUCUUCAACUACAUUGAUUGUGCAAGGGGUUUACUACAUCUGAUAUUUGAUUUGUGAAUUGACAAAGAACUGUGGGAAGGGAUUCACUCUUCACUCACUCAUCUCACCUGCAUGCACAACAGCGAGUUCACACUGAUAAGAUGUCUUUCACCUGCGCUGAUUGUGGGAAGGGAUUCACUCGGUCAUCCUGCCUUCUGACACACCAGCGAGUUCACACUGGUGAGAAGCCGUUCACCUGCUCAGACUGUGGGAAGGGAUUCACUCAGUCAUCGCAACUGCGGAGACACCAGUCACUUCACACUGGGGAGAAGCCAUUCGCCUGCUCAGACUGUGGGAAGGGAUUCACUUGGUCAUCUGAACUGAAGAUACAUCAGCGAACUCACACUGGGGAGAGGCCAUUCACCUGUUCAGACUGUGGGAAAGGGUUUAUUCGGUCAUCUCAACUGAAGGUACAUCAGCGAACUCACACUGGGGAGAGACCGUUCACCUGCUCAGUCUGUGGGAAAGGAUUCACUCAGUCUUCUGUACUGAAGGAACAUCAGCGAAUUCACACCGCAGAGAGGCCAUUCACCUGCUCAGACUGUGGGAAAGGAUUCACUCAUUCAUCUGUACUGAAGGUGCAUCAGAGAAUUCACACUGGGGAGAGGCCGUUCACCUGCUCAGACUGUGGGAAGAAAUUCACUGACUCAUCCAGGCUACAGGCUCACCAGCGAGUUCAUACUGGAGAGAGGCCGUUCACCUGUUCAGACUGUGGGAAGGCAUUUACUCGGUCAUCUCAAGUGAUGGUACAUCAGCGGAUUCACACUGGGGAGAGGCCAUUUUCCUGCUCUGAAUGUGGGAAGAGAUUUAUUCAUUUAUCUGACCUGCAGGUGCACCAGCGAGUCCACACUGGAGAGAGGCCGUUCACCUGCUCAGACUGUGGGAAGGCAUUUACUCGGUCAGUUGAACUGAAGACACAUCAGCGAAUUCACACUGGGGAGAGGCUGUUCAUCUGCUCAGACUGUGGGAAAGGGUUUAUUCGGUCAUAUCAACUGAAGGUGCAUCAACGAGUCCACACUGGGGAGAGACCGUUCACCUGCUCAGACUGUGGAAGGGGAUUUAUUCAGUCAUCUCAACUGAUGAUACAUCAGCGUAUUCACACUGGGGAGAGACCGUACGCCUGUUCUGAUUGUGGAAAGAGAUUCAGUCAGUCAUCCGACUUACAGACACACCGACGAGUCCACACUGGAGAGAGGCCAUUUUCCUGCUCCCAAUGUGGGAAGAGAUUCUCUCAGUCAUCCCACCUUGUGACGCACUACCGAGUUCACACUGGGGAAACUGUUUAAACAGGAGACAGGCUACA